Cyclocybe aegerita is the source of this 765-nucleotide messenger RNA. NCBI's taxonomy places the organism in Eukaryota, Fungi, Basidiomycota, Agaricomycetes, Agaricales, Hemipholiotaceae. The record is from the annotation of a GenBank genome assembly.
AUGGCAAAGGCUGCCAACCCGACAAGCGACAUACGCGGUGUCUCGCUCGUUGACGGGUCUGGCGCCACCUAUGCCUGGGUCAAGUUCGGCGCGACUAUCACCAUGGCCGAAGGGCGCACGCAGAAUUACGUUGCGCAAGUUGUCAACAGCAGCGUUAAUGCCCCCGUGCGGAUCCCCUCCGUCUACCUCACCUUCGAGUGGGACGAUUGGGGCUUCAUAGCGAUGGAGUUCGUCGAUGGAAUUACACCUGAAUACAACGAGAGGGACAUUGCAGCUAUCGCCGCCGCCGUGCAGUUCCUCGUGGACAUCAAGGGCCCGGAUUUGGUGCCCGGACCCAUUGGCGGGGGCCCGAUUCGCCACCCUUUCUUCCUUGACCGCGAGUCAGCGGUAUCCUAUUCUUCUGUUGAUUGGCUGCAGCAGCAUAUCAAUAAUAUCCUCAGGCUCGCGUACGGGACGAAUGCUGGUUGUGUCGACCUCAGCACCGAGGUUGAGACCUACGGUCUACGCCUAUGCCCAGCGGACUUGAACCGCGACAACUUCAAGAAAGACCGCACCAACCGGAUUGUCGCUCUCGACUUCGGGGCCACUUGUUUCCUGCCGGUCUCAUUCUUCAAACACGUGCUCAACGACACAACUGACCACCUCACCAUUCUCCUUCGUAGCCGAAUCGAGCUUCCAGAGUCGCCACACUUCAAUAUGUUGUCGAAGGCGUCAUUUGCCCUAGUCCCACGUCUUCCACACAAGCCUAAGCCCUCGAUCGACUAG